GCAUGUUUCCCUCGAUGCGACCCUACGAGCUGCAAAGGCCUCUUCUGCUUUCACUCAUUCCAGCUGACAACUAAUCCAGGAUGGACCACGGAGGCCGUGGGACGGGCGUCUCUCAACUUCGCUACGAGGACGAGGAGGACCAUCAGUCCAUCUACAUAGGUGUCCCAGUACCUCGGGGGUAUCGACGCAAACGCAGGCGGAGGCGCUCGGCUCGCGAGGCGACUGAAAUGGACCGCGACAGACACUACGCCCAGCACAGGCCCCAGGAGCACAGCCGCUACGGAGACGUCGAGGAGGGGCUGCUGCAGUCGAACGAGCCCAGUCUACAGGACAUCAACCACACAGGUGAGCCAGGGGCCACGGGGCCACAAAAUGAGAUCAGAUGA
Pungitius pungitius (ninespine stickleback) is the source of this 386-nucleotide messenger RNA. Its product is annotated as electrogenic sodium bicarbonate cotransporter 1-like. Bases 81 to 386 code for a protein of 101 amino acids. Lineage: Eukaryota; Metazoa; Chordata; Actinopteri; Perciformes; Gasterosteidae. The record is from RefSeq and is a predicted model, not a curated record. The transcript is spliced from 3 exons.